GGGACCGGACUACGGCCGGCAACCGCUCGCGACGCCGCUGCGGCCCCUGCGGCUGCCGGAGUCGAGCGCGGCGGCUGCGCGCCUGCCCCCCCUCCGCGCUCGCCCUGCGUCCCCGGGGGCGGCCGGAGCCGCCGCGCCGCGGAGGCGGUCCGCGCCCGCCCUGCCGGUCGCCAUCAUCCCGGCGUGCACCGCGGCGGCGGCGGCGGCGGCGGGCGGGCCGGCGGCCAUGUUGCGAUAGUCUGUUGUUUUCUUCCUGCGGAGGAGCCGGGCCGGACUGCCCGAGACCGCCGGCCGCCUCCCCCUGUUCCCGGCCCCGGCCCCCAGCCCCCCGUCCUCCGGCGCGCGUUCCCGGGCUCCGGCCGGCCGGCGGCCCACCGGCCGGCUUGGCGGGGCGACCCUGAAGGCCGGGCCCGCGAGCACCAUGGCGGCCGCCCUGGGAGCGGGCGGAGGAGCCGGCGCCGGAGCCUUGAUAGGGCCAUUGAAUUUGCCCUGGUGGGAUCAUACUGGAACACGUAGACCUUCAGCACUGUGUCUCGGGUGAAGCUGGUACUGCGCAAGAAGAGGGGAGGAGCAGAGAGCCAGAACCUUUACGUUUUAAAAUGUGACGUCAGGAAUCCACAGAAGAAACAGAUGAUGACUUUGACCAGUUUGAUAAGCCUGGUGCAGAGCGAUCUUGGAGAAGAAGAGCUGCAGACGAGGACUGGGACAGUGAACUUGAAGAUGACUUACUUGGAGAAGAUUUGCUGUCUGGCAAAAAGAAUCAGUCGGAUUUGUCAGAUGAAGAGCUGAAUGAUGAUCUUUUACAGAGUGAUAAUGAGGAUGAAGAAAAUUUCAGGUAUUGGUCUUGCAUUUGAUGACCUCUCUAAGUUCUGUUGAAUGCAGGUGAUGAAAACUCAGUAAAGAUUUUAUUUAUUUGAGAGAGAAAGUGAGCCUGAGGACUGGGGGUGAAGAGGCAGAAGGAGAAGCAGACUCCCUGCUGAGCAGGGAGCCCUACGCGGGGCUUGAUCCCAGGACCGUUGAGAUCAUGACCUGAGCCGAACACAGACGCUUAACCGACUGAGCCACCCAGGCGUCCCUGGACUGUACCUUAGACUCAAGUUGACUAUCUGAAUUUCUCAGGGUGUCACGAUUAGUUUAAAUACCACAUCUGGCAUGGUCACGUCAUUUGAACUCUCUGACAACACUAAUGACCAAUCCGGAGAACAGGAGUCUGAGUAUGAGCAAGGGGAGGAGGAACUUGUUUACCACAAACCCGACGGAUCUGAAUUGUAUGCUCACGAGUACCCAGAAGAAGGACAGUAUGAAGGCCAUGAUGCUGAGCUGACGGAGGACCACAUGGAGUAUGUGGAGGAGCCCGAGGAGGAGCAGCUGUACAAUGAUGAAGUGUUAGACAUCGAGAUCAAUGAGCCUUUAGAUGAGUUCACAGAUGAAGAAUACUUGCAGGCUUGUGGGCAACAAGGGCUGCAAGAGCAGGAAGACUGUGUUGCUGAAGAUGAAUUAGAUGAGAUUACUGACCCACAGGUUGCUCCUGAAACUGAAGAGGGAGGUAUGGAAACUUUGGAACUACAGAAGGACAUAAAAGAAGAAUCAGAUGAAGAAGAUGAUGAUGAUGAAGAAUCUGGACGAUUACGUUUCAAAACUGAAAGGAAAGAAGGAACAAUUAUUAGGCUCUCAGAUGUAACUAGAGAGAGAAGGAACAUUCCAGAAACUUUGGAGCUUUCAGCGGAAGCCAAAGCUGCAUUGCUUGAAUUCGAAGAAAGAGAGCGACAGCAUAAGCAGGGGCGCUAUGGCUCGAGGCGGGGAGGAAGGAGAGGAGGCUCUGUGGUGUGUCGUGGAAUGGGAGACCAGAGGAGAGAGAACAGCGAGCGAGUGAGAAUAAAAGAUCACAGACCUGCCCUGCUCCCGACGCAGCCUCCUGGCGUGACGCACUCUCCAAGACUGAUGCCCCCUCCGCAGCCUCAGCCGCCGCCGCCGCCGCCGCCUCCGCCCGCGCAGCAGCAGCCCAUCCGAAGUCUGUUCCAGCAGCAGCAGCUGCAGCCCCUGCUCCCCCUGCAGCACCCGCACCACGCCUCGCCGCCCCCGGGGGUGCACGUGCCGCCCCAGAUGGAGGCCCCGAGGGGGAUGCUGACCCCGCCCCCCGUGACCCCGCAGCAGCCUAAGAACAUACACAUCAACCCCCACUUCAAAGGGGCGGUGGUGACGCCCGUCCAAGUGCCCUUGCUGCCAGUCCCGAGCCAGCCGAGACCUGCUGUGGGGCCCCAGAGAUUCCCAGGCCCUCCAGAGUUCCCGCAGCAUGCACCUGGGCCUGUACCCAGCAAUUUCAGCCAGCCCCCACGACUUCCCCUCCAGGACCAGUGGAGGGCCCCGCCCCCGCCACAGGAGCGAGACCCUUUCUUCUUAGGAGUUUCAGGUGAACCAAGGUUCCCGAGUCAUCUUUUUCUGGAACAGCGAAGCCCCCCUCCGCCGCCACCGCCCCCCACGCUUCUUAGCAGCACUCACCCGGUGCCCACCCCUAGUCCCUUACCGUUCACUCAGCCUGGACCAGCGUUUAAUCAGCAGGGACAGCAGCCCGUGUUCCCCAGAGAGAGGCCUGUCAGGCCGACUCUCCAGCCACCAGGUCCAGUGGGGAUCCUUCACUUUAGCCAGCCAGGCUCAGCGGCCACGCGGCCUUUCAUCCCUCCUCGGCAGCCCUUCCUGCCUGGCCCGGGACAGCCGUUUCUGCCCACCCACGCACAGCCUAACCUGCAGGGGCCUCUGCACCCCCCACUGCCCCCUCCGCACCAGCCGCAGCCCCAGCCCCAGCAGCAGCCCCCGCUCCAGCCGCAGCACCAGCCUCCGCUGCAGCCGCCCCCGCAGCACCAGCCGCCCCCACAGCCACCUCACCAGCCGCAGCACCAGCACCACCACCACCUCUCCGUCCCGCCUCCGCCGCUCAUGCCCAUGUCGCAGCCCCAGUUUAGGCCUCACGUCCAGACGGCCCAGCCUCCGCCCAGCAGCGGCCGGAUGCAGUGCCCCCAGCGCCAGGGGCUGCGGCAUAAUACAACUCAGAAUGUAAGCAAACGGCCAAUGCAGCAGAUGCAGCCAACCGCUCCGAGAAACAGUAAUCUGCGCGAGUUGCCCAUAGCACCGUCGCACGUGAUGGAAAUGAGUAGCAGCCGCUGCUCUUCCACACCUGCAGCUCCUGGGAAGCCGAUCGCCAGCACGUCCCCGCCCGCGAGGCCGGGGGCCGGGCCCAGGAGCGCACAGGGUAAGACUGAAGCCAGAGUCAAGCCAGUCAGCCCUGUGGUUCAGCCCAAAGAGGAGGCGAAAACAGAACCAGAGUUUCCUGACGAAGACGAGGAAACGAGGCUGUAUCGCUUGAAGAUCGAAGAACAGAAGCGCCUCCGAGAAGAGAUCCUCAAGCAGAAGGAGCUGCGCCGGCAGCAGCAGGCGGGCGCGCGGAAGAAGGAGCUGCUCGAGCGGCUGGCCCAGCAGCAGCUCCACCUGCCCCCGGCCUCGGCAGAGCCGGAGCAGCCGGCGGCCUCCCCGUCGCCCGCCAAUGGAAACCCACUGUUACCCUUCCCAGGUGCACAGGUCAGACAAAACGUGAAAAACAGACUGCUCGUGAAAAACCAAGAUGUCACUCUUUCCACUGUUCCGCCCAAAACAUCAAAUUUUGUGCCGUCUGGUGCUAACAUGCAGUGUCAAGGACAGCUGAUGAAACCAUUGAAACCUUUGAGACAGGCCAGAACCGUGCCUCAGAGUCCAGCUCAGCACAAAGUCCUGCAGGUAAAACCUGCGGACGGGGAGGGGCCGCCACCCCCCUCACAGACCGCUCGAGUGGCGUCCCUCCAGGGCCGGCCCCCGGACGCCAAGCCCGGCGCGAAAAGGACUGUCAUGCACCGGGCAAACAGCGGUGGCGGAGAUGGGCCGCACGUCAGCUCCAAGGUCAGGGUGAUUAAGUUGUCAGGCGGGCAGGGAGGAGAGAGCGACGGCUUUUUUCACCCUGAGGGCCAGCCCCAGCGGCUCCCGCAGCCCCCAGAAGUGAGGCAGCAGCCCGCCCGCAAGGUGACGCUGACCAAGGGGGCCCUUCAGCAGCCCCAGCACGCACCGGUGGCGUCCCACGUGCACUCGGCCGGCCCUCCGGGCAUCAAGAGCAUCCAGGGAGUCCAUCUGGCCAAGAAGGUCCUCAUGCACGGGAGAGGCCGAGGCGUGGCAGGAGCGAUGGGCCGGGGACGCCUGAUGCCAAACAAGCAGAACCUCCGAGUGGUGGAGUGUAAGCCUCAGCCCUGUGUCGUGUCUGUUGAAGGCCUUUCUUCGUCCACCACUGAUGUCCAGCUGAAGAACCUACUGAUGUCAGUGGGCCCCAUUCAGGUGCGUCACCUGAGGCCCUUCCGCAAGACUCAGAGUUUACAGAUGCUUCCCCAGCAACGGAAAGCCAUAGCUAAGUUCAAGGAACCAGCUCAUGCGUUAGCAUUUCAACAGAAAUUCCACAGGCACAUGAUAGAUUUGUCCCACAUAAAUGUGGCCCUGAUUGUUGAGUGAUUUCUAGCAGGAGACGCUGACCUGACGCUGCCCGCGCUGUGGGAUUUCUCCGAGGGAGCUGCAGCACAGGAUCCCCUCAAGCGCAGGCCUCUCCGUCCGCAGUCUUGCGUAACUGCUGUGUGGAGCGCCGCACGGCCCAGUGUUGAUUCCCGCAGAGCUGGACUUGGGGACACGGCGGACUGGGGUUUGCUGUUAGACUGCUUCACGUUCUGUUGUCACCACAGAGAACUACAGUUUUCGUUUGCUUUUGUUUUCAAAGUGCUCACAAUGCAUGUAGACAUCGUUCUUCGUGAUCGUACUGUGUGGUCGAUCACAGUGACUUAGAUUCAGGAAGGAACAUUAACGUCACCAAUUCUAAGUAGUUUUUCACAACAAAGAAUACUUGAUAAUGGUUGCACUUAUCUUCAGUGCAGGCUAGACAAUUGUUUUCCCAGCCAAGCGUAACUUGCGCUGUCUUCUCAGAAAGCCCUCAAAAGGCUCUUGGAAAAACGUAGAUGAAAAUGUGGGUGAUUGUGAUUGACAGUUGCAUACCCUGGAAAGCAGGGUAUGAGGGUGGUUGGGAGCGGUGCCAGUGUGUGGCAGAUUCUGCUUCUUGUGAAUACUCCAAAAGCACUGACUGUGUGCUCCCAGCUCCAGACGGGACUCCCCACCCCUUGGCACCCUUCCCGAAUCAGGCAGCGGUCCUGGCAGGCCCGCCCCGCCUCCCCGGGCCUAGAGAAGGUGCCCGUAGCGCUGCCACCUUGCAGCCCUUCCGGAGUCCCCUGCCGGGCGGGCGACACCACAUAUCUACCGCACGAGGUGGAGGGACGGCCCGGAGCUUGAACAGACCUGUGUGGGGUUUUUUUCCCUCUUUUUAAAUGCAGCCCAAAGGGGCUUAUUUGUGUCCCUGGCUCGGCGACAUAUGACAUUCUUUCGGAACCUGGUUAUCAUUGCUUCGAUUAACUCCUUGUUUUGGAAGGCUUUUGGAGCAGGGCUGCACCGUCCUUCCGCAGACUAGGAGCAGGUCCCCCCUCGUGGAGUGUGGCCUGAGGGACCGCCAAGCCCGGCGUGGAAAUGACAUGGGUUCGUAGCGCCAGUGAGCCUGGUUGAGGAGUUCUGGGUAGGUUCCUUUAGGUGAGACACUUGUUCCCCAUAAAGCAACCCUUUAGUAAAAUUCAUUCUGGGCAAAUGUUUAAAAAAGUGCCUUAUUAAGUAUUUCUGCUCACGAAGGAGAUUUCACUGUUGUGGAUUUAUACUAAUGUGGACCUGAGUGAGCUCUUUGAGCAAGUAUUAGAUACUAGGGCAUACUCUGACUUUUUAGCUGUAUUUUAUACCUAAGAUUUCCUGUCAGAUUUAAUAGCAGAAUUAGAGGAAGCAGUAGCCCGCUGCCACCUAAUGCCUCCGGGUAGCCCAGCGCAGACCCGCCGUGGACCCCGAAGCCCCCGCGGCCAGGCGUCCCCCGCCUCUCUGCCUUCUGGGGGGGCUGGGACACAGGCCCUGGGAACCUGUGUUGCCUUGUUCCCAAAGGUGACAUUCUCUAGUGUCUCUUCAGUUGAAGUUACCUGAACGGGAGGGGCGUGUCCAGACCCCGUGAGGCUUGCUGCAGCGUUGGUCCUGCGGUCAGAGCCCAGAAGAUGCAGUGGUUGUAGAUGGCUGCUUUUCAGAAGAUGUUGGGGCCAGGAACAAGUAGGCACUCCUAGGCUACGCUAGAACAGCCUCCAGCCGAGGCGCCCGGCCCCGCUGGUUCCCGAAGGCCCUGACGACGCUGCGGAAGGCCGUGUCACGUGCCAGGGCUGCCUUGCCGCCCCGGUGGAGGGUCCACAGUCAGGGCCGCGCGCCUGCCCGCAGCCGGCUGCCACGGGCUGUCCUGCCCGCUCUUGUCACAAGUAGAUACGGAUGUGCUCGUGGAUUUACAAGCGUAGUUUAUCUGGUUCAGUCCGCCAAGAGCUGCACUGCAGCGAAGAGCUUGGCAGCCUGGAAGCUCUCCUUGCGAGAGCUCAGAGCACUUCCCCAUGCGGGGCGGUGCGCAGGCUCUCAGUUGAUGGACUUCCUUUAUCACCGAGGACCAACUGAUGCCUAAGAUGGGGUAGUCUGUGCUGUGGUCUUGACACCAAAGAGCUGCACUGGUGUCCGGAAAGUAGGCACAGAAACACGCUCUCUUCUAGUUAGUGCCGAUAAACUAAUCGGUCCUACGUGGGCACCGCUGCCAAAGACGGACCUGUGGCUCCUCUCAGGUCUGCUGCUGGCAUUGUCUAGUGGGACACGGGUGUCCGGGACGUGUGUGUCCGUAACUGUCUGCACACACGGAAGCUUUCUCUUGUUGUGACGGUCUUGAAGGCCUUGGGCCAGGGGGUUAGAAGGCUCAGCGCCGCCGCCUCCGUGCGCCCAGCCAUUGGGCACGGCCCCCGCCCCCGCCCCGGCCCGGGAGCAAAGGCUUAGUUUCCUGGAAGGGGACUGUGGAAAAGGAAAGAAGCAGAAUUAGAAAGGAACGUUAUUGCCGUGGUCGGUGCGCUUUCCGCAGAGAAAUCAGGCCACCGUCAGCUGAACCCUCUUGGAAGAUCUGUUGCAACCAUUAUCUUUGUUCUUUAUUUAUCAUGCAUUUAAAAUGAGAUGCAGAAGCAUUUAACAUACUAUGUAAAUACGGACCUUUUAAAAUUAAAAUGUUAUUGGAAAUGCUUUCAAUUCAGCAACAAUCUUAGCUCUUUGUUAGUUCUCUUGUGUUGUCUUAUCAGAGUUACAUGGAUACAGUUCCAUAACUGUUGAUGUGUUUGUGUGUAUAUUCGAUUUUUAUAAAGAUGGUAGUAAGUCAAUACAUUUAUCCUGACCUGUGUAUUAUUUGUUCCCAAGUUCAAGAAGCUUAAAGUCAGUAAAUAUCAAUAUAUCGCAUAAAGUAAACAUAAUAGGUGAUUAUGUGGAGCCAAGUUACUUUUUCUUUUUGCAUUGUCUUGUUUUGAUUUUGUGCUGUAAUAUAAGAUCACGUAGCCGCUUAUCUGAGCAUAACCUUGCAUUACCAUUGGUCCGGCCACUUUGUUAAGUCCUUCUACUGAUACUUUUCUAAAGGAGAAAUCCUGUUUUUUCCCCAAAGGAAAUGUUGAGGGCUUCCCCCCCUUUCUGGCAGGCAGCAUCAUAAGUAGGUGCCGGUAUCCUUGCCCCAGGGGGGACUGGAGGGGUUGGGGGUCUUCAUAAGAACUACUUUUCUUGGGUCAUUCUUUUGAUUUGUAAUGGUCCUGGAUAAACAAUUGUUUGUUUGGCGCUUGGUUCUGUAGCAUUUCUAAAUUGUGACAGCUUAGAUCCUGCACCCAGGGGUCUUUUUUCAAAGAGCAUUUUCCUCAGUUUGCAAACAGAAGACUUUGUUGCCCGUGGAAGGAGAUUGGGAGAGCUGUCCAGGGUGGACGGAGUGAGGAAUGAUGGAGAGGGUGGGGAGGAGAGCUUUGCAGAAUGAGGAGUUGUAAUGAGUAUUAUAAUGAACUUUGGACACACAGACUCUUUUAAGAGGAGUCAGCCAGUCACGUUGGGAGACGGGAGAGUGGGCUCGCAGACGGCUGUCGCUGGGGGACGGGAGGGUGUCCACCCGUCAGGGAUAGCCACCCUUCCUUGCCUGGGCCUUGAGCUCUUCUUCCUCAGGAGGAGGCUGGACUGGCUGCCAUCGGGUAGAGAUGCACAGAGGCAGGGCCUUGCUCAGAGGGUUGGUUUUGAGAACCUAUCAUUUCCGUUCUUUUUUUCUUUCUUUCUUUCUUUGUUUUUUUUUUUUGGCUUGUGGUUUUCUGUUUUGUUCUGUUUAUUUUGUUGUUGUUGUUUUUUUAAUUAAUUUCUUUGUUAUUUAAUUGAAGGUAAGCUCACCAUGCUGGUAGACCGCUGGACUGACAGGGACCCUGUUGCGGACGGUCGGGUUUUGGUAGAGGCCUGCGUGCCCAGUGCCUGGAGCGCCCUCGAGCCUCCUUGUCCCUCGCAGUUCCUCAGAGAGCCCCCGCGCCCCGCCGACAGGACUUGCAUCCCCCGUCAGCCUGCGCUGCCCUCAGCAGAUGGCUCUGGGCUCCCUGACUGGCACACUGCCCUUCUCGGGGUCAUUUUGAAUUUUUCCUCCCUUCCUGCUUGGAGGACUGUUCUGGUUUCACAUAUUCACUGGUAGACCUAAUUUUACUUCCUUUAGUCAGGUAGAGUCCCACCCCUCCACCUUUUUUAUUUAUUUAUUUGGAGUUGGGGGGGCUUCUGAGAGGUAGCCCUUGGUUCUUUACAAGUUUUUAAGUGACAUCAUUCUAAAAGGGAAUUUCCUGAACGGCAGGAGGGGGCGGGUGAUAGAGACGGGGCCAGGAGCCACUUGUUUCCCCCCCCCUCCCCCGUGAAGGAAGCCACAGGAGCUUAGAUCAUGUAGGGGAAAGUUUAGAUAUUUUACUGUGUUUCAUGAGCAUUUCGAUUAACCUUUUCAACUAUUUUUAAAACUUGUAAAUGAAGUGUUAUUUUGGACAUUCGUAAAUAUGAACUCUCCAAAGGCAUUUGGCCUUGAAUCACUAGUAAAUCCUAAGGAUUUUGUGUAAGGUUUUUUUGCAACCUAUUUAAUUGUCAUCAUUUAAAGCGCCCAUGGUUUUGUGUCCUAGAACCAAAGCAAAACUCACUGAUUCAUAUUGGAUCCCAGGUAUACCUUCUUCUGGUAGCGUAUGGUUGGGAAGGAUCAUUGGUUUUACACGUUGUAACCUGCCUUUUCUAGAGGAUGUUUUUAAAACUCUUAACUCUCUCUUUUCUGUGCCGUGUUGUGGUAGGAAAUCUUUUCAUUAAGAUGGGCAGGUAGAGCAGGUAUCUUUCUUUAGUGAGAAGUUGCUUUUCCCUUUUAUUUCUAACCAACUAAAAUGUAAAAAGAUCAUGUUGGUGUUUUGCUCUGUUUUAUUUUGCUAAUUUUAAAACGUAUGUAGAAAAAUACAGGCCCUUUAAAAAGAAACAAUGUAGUUUAAAAUUUUUAAUACAUUGCACAGAGUGCACAGAUGUACUAUUUUAAUAUAUUCUGUAUUUAGUAAUAAUACUCUAGAAAGUAGACCCUGACAUUCUUUUAGCAUGAUUUUCCUUUAAAAUUAGUUUUCUUCAUAAGGGCACACAUAGCGGAAGCUGAUUUUUAAGGGACUGUUUCAGUUUUAUGCCCUGCAGUAUUACCUUAGACUGUCUAACGUAGGUCUUUGAAUCAGCAACACACAUUUAUACUCUGAACUGAAGGGCGAGUGAGACUUCAUGUUGAUAAUCCAUCUUUGCUUUUCACAGGCAUGGGAUCCAGAAUCGCUUUUCCUCUGUGAGGAUUUUCACUCUCCGUCUUCGUCUUUAAUUCUACACUUUAAUUUCCAGGUUCGACAGCAGCGAAGCCUGAAAUCUUUCCAUUCCCAGCUGCUUCUCCGUGUUGGGCGCCUCCAUCCUCUGGGGCCUGCGUGCCCCCCCCUCCUUCUGUUCUCUUGCACUUUCCUUCCCCAAACCCGUCGACCAGCCACCACUGAGGGCUCCUUUCCCCUUCUGGAAAAUCCCUUUCUUUGACUUCGUCAUCUCUGGAUGUCCUUCUCCUCCUCCCCACCUGCCUUUGGUGAUGGACUUCUCCGUUUGCUGAUGGUGCUACAUUCUUUCUUGCUCCUCUGUCCCGUCUUAACAUUUAGAAUUCCUCUCGGGGUGGGGGUGGGGGGGUGGCUACGAGAAUGUUGUGGAUAUUUUUGCACGGUGUUUAAAAUCGAUUGCAUCUUCUCCUUUGCUUUGACAGGUUUUUACUCAUGCUUUGUUCCCCCAGGUCUCUGUUGGAGAGAAUAACGUCUGAAUUCUAUUAUUUUGCAGUUUGACUUGUAGGAGUGUGGGGCCCCCCAGCCGCCGGCGUCGUGCCGCUUGCGGGGAGCGUGUGAUUAAUCUCCCCCUUGUUUUCACCCUCUACUUCUGCAGGACCUCUUGUGCAUGAGUUCAGUGUUAGUUGUGAUGCGCCUAUUUUUCCGCUGAAGUGGCGGCCUGUUUGACCCUUUGUUACUGCUCUCGCUGUGAUCCUUCCUAACCGUAAUGCGCACGCGCUGCCGAGCCGGUCUCUGCCGGCUCCGAGGUGGAGUCUGACGCUGUGUUUACUGGGAGUGCACUGAGAGUUCAGAAACCACCAGAGGACUGAACUGCUUUCCUCUGGGUUGCUCUCCUUCACGUUCUCUUCCAAACACUACACUUACCGUUGUGGGAGAUGGCGUUGCCUUGCUUUACCCCAGUUUUCACUGUGCACUGAAGGCUGUGACAGCUUUAUAAGGAAUAUAUGUGAAGAACAGUAGUGACAUGGUUGGAAAAAAUGUAUUGUGUGUGUAUCGUUUGUGUGAUUCCAUACCAAGACGUGUCUCGAACUGUACUGUAAUUUGGAAGAUGUGUUAAUAAAAUACUUCGCAGUU
This is a messenger RNA of Mirounga angustirostris (Northern elephant seal), 10883 nucleotides long. RefSeq names its product RNA binding motif protein 33 (gene RBM33). The record is from RefSeq and is a predicted model, not a curated record. The transcript is spliced from 22 exons. Gene Ontology annotation, molecular function: RNA binding. NCBI's taxonomy places the organism in Eukaryota, Metazoa, Chordata, Mammalia, Carnivora, Phocidae. Bases 1153 to 4524 code for a protein of 1123 amino acids.